This is a messenger RNA of Ogataea philodendri, 717 nucleotides long. RefSeq lists its product as uncharacterized. The record is from RefSeq and is a predicted model, not a curated record. NCBI's taxonomy places the organism in Eukaryota, Fungi, Ascomycota, Pichiomycetes, Pichiales, Pichiaceae. Bases 1 to 717 code for a protein of 238 amino acids. The transcript is spliced from 3 exons.
AUGAGGUCGACGAGGAAGUCGUUGCUGAAGUUUUGCGUCCGACGGGGUAUCUGGAACAUUAAUGUCAAAGUCCCAGCCGGUAGGACAGCUGGAUGCAGUGUUGGUGGUCACAUAUCCUCCGUCGCCAGUCGGGUCCGUGGUGGAGUUCAACAUAUCCUUGAGGUUGUUGAAGUCGUCCAAGGUGGUGACAGAGUCGCCGUUGAUCUCCACCAAUCCGUAAUUAUCAGCUUCUUGAGAGUACUCGUAAACAAGUCCACCAGAGAAAACAGAAGACAUCUGAGUAGAGUAGAUCGAAGCAACCUCAGAAAACUCUCUGUAUCCCGAUUGGGUGAAAGAAGAGUGUCCACACCAAGAAUAGUCAUUGACACCAAGCAUGUCGACUCUCGCAGUAGAGUCAUUACCACAGUUGAGGUAGUGAGCAAGAUCGAGUCUGACAGAGGAAACAUCAGCAGCAGAGUAACCAACAGGGAUGCUUCUGUAGUUCCUGGCCUUGAUGUACUUUUUCAAGUCUCUCACGGUUGCCUUGAUGUAUGGAGCGGUGUCCAAGACGGACUCAUCGUUGACGACUUCGUUACCAGCGAAGAAACCAAGAACGUUGUCGUAGUCGGCAAACGCAUCAACCGUUGCAAAGAUGCUUUGCAAGAAAUCGGCGUUGUAAGAGCAGUUUGGGUUGCUUCUGGAAAUCGAAGCUCCUGGUGUGGUGACAUCAAGAAUUAG